Phascolarctos cinereus (koala) is the source of this 2709-nucleotide messenger RNA. RefSeq names its product coronin 1C (gene CORO1C). The record is from RefSeq and is a predicted model, not a curated record. Lineage: Eukaryota; Metazoa; Chordata; Mammalia; Diprotodontia; Phascolarctidae. Gene Ontology annotation, molecular function: actin filament binding. Gene Ontology annotation, biological process: actin filament organization; neural crest cell migration.
ACACCAUGAGGCGAGUGGUACGGCAGAGCAAGUUCAGGCACGUGUUUGGCCAGGCUGUGAAAAAUGACCAGUGCUAUGACGACAUCCGGGUUUCCCGAGUCACCUGGGAUAGCUCCUUUUGUGCAGUCAACCCCCGAUUUGUUGCCAUCAUCGUAGAAGCCAGCGGGGGUGGGGCAUUCCUCGUGCUGCCCUUGCACAAGACUGGUAGAAUUGACAAAUCCUACCCAACAGUAUGUGGCCACACAGGACCCGUGCUCGACAUUGACUGGUGUCCACACAACGACCAGGUCAUUGCCAGUGGUUCAGAGGAUUGCACAGUGAUGGUCUGGCAGAUCCCAGAAAAUGGACUCACUCUUUCUCUGACCGAACCCGUGGUGAUUUUGGAAGGCCAUUCCAAGAGAGUGGGCAUAGUGGCGUGGCAUCCGACCGCACGCAACGUUCUGCUCAGCGCAGGUUGUGAUAAUGCCAUCAUCAUCUGGAACGUGGGGACAGGGGAAGCCCUCAUAACCCUGGAUGACAUGCACUCAGACAUGAUCUAUAAUGUGAGCUGGAACCGGAACGGCAGUCUGAUAUGUACGGCCUCCAAAGACAAAAAAGUGAGAGUGAUCGAUCCCAGGAAGCAAGAGAUUGUGGCUGAGAAAGAAAAGGCACACGAAGGAGCUCGGCCCAUGAGAGCCAUCUUUUUGGCAGAUGGCAACGUCUUCACCACUGGCUUCAGCCGCAUGAGUGAGCGGCAGCUGGCCCUCUGGAGUCCGAAAAACAUGCAAGAACCUAUUGCCCUUCAUGAAAUGGACACCAGCAAUGGCGUGUUACUGCCCUUCUAUGACCCUGACACCAGCAUCAUCUACUUAUGUGGGAAGGGUGACAGCAGCAUCCGCUAUUUUGAGAUCACAGAUGAAUCCCCCUAUGUCCACUACCUCAACACUUUCAGCAGCAAAGAGCCUCAGAGGGGAAUGGGGUACAUGCCCAAGAGAGGGCUCGACGUCAACAAGUGUGAGAUCGCCAGAUUCUUCAAACUUCAUGAGAGAAAGUGUGAGCCCAUUAUCAUGACUGUUCCGAGGAAGUCCGACCUUUUCCAGGAUGACCUGUAUCCAGACACAGCAGGACCCGAGGCCUCUCUGGAGGCAGAGGAAUGGUUUGAGGGCAGGAAUGCUGACCCGCUCCUCAUUUCCCUGAAGCACGGCUACGUUCCCGGAAAGAACCGCGACCUCAAGGUGGUCAAGAAGAACCUGCUGGACAACAAGCCCUCGGUCAACAAGAAAGGCAGCCUGAUGGGCCCGAAGGGCGUGGCCGACGGCGUGGGCACCGUGCAAAACGAAACCAAGUUGGAUGAGAUCCUAAAAGAGAUCAAGUCCAUCAAAGACACGAUCUGCAGUCAAGACGAGCGCAUUUCCAAGUUGGAGCAGCAGAUGGCAAAGAUAGCCGCAUGAAGGCAGAGGAGCCGGGAAGGGUGAAGCCGGGCCGGAUCCCCUCAUCUCGCCUCCUCUAGACGUCGGGCUGCUGCUGGACUUGGCGUUGGGUCGUCCCGGGCUUUGGGCUCUGGGGAGGCAGCUCUGUCCAGACUGGCCUGGCUGCUGGCAUCUUGGCCGUUUCUUACUUGAAGCAUCAUGUUUUCGGGCCCGGGGCUAGUGCUCGGCGGGCGGCGCCCCAGGACGAGGACGUGGGCCGUGCUCAGAAGGGGAGCGUGGAUCCUGUAGGCUUGCCUUUUCUCUUGUUUCCCAGUCUUGCUCUGAUGCCAUGCCAGAGAAAAAAAAAAGAUUGUCUUUCCACUAACAAAGCGCCCUUCCCUUUGUGAAGUCCACACAUACAAAGUGACUGUACUCAGGGCCCCCUCCCCCCGCAUUCUGUUUCCCCUCCCUCUCUAUUUCAGACAUAUUUCCCAUUAAGCUUCUGAGACCCGUGGACAGACGGUGCUUGGUGCAUGUUGAAGUGAGUGGUCUGUGACAGACAAGAGUAGUAAAUUGUCUGGGGUCCAGGCGGGCCCCUCCUUCAGCCCUUCUCCCACCUGCAGCCCUGCAUGUGCUGGCAUGCCCAGCCUUUCCCAGGGGGGCAAGCGUCAGGCUCCCUAAGCCUCGGGGCAGCUGAGGCCUGGGCUCCCAUUGUCUGUCUUGUUGUGUAUAGCUGAAGGCUUCUGUGGAAGGCCUGAGGGUCUCGGGUUGGGUGGGGAUGGUGCAGGGAGCUUCCCUGGCCCCUGGUGUUGGUGGGGAGAGAGCCCUGGGUCUGUGCAGGAGAGGGGGAUGGGACUCGGCCAGGCUGGCUAUGUGGCUCUGGAGCCUCGUGGAGAAGGCUGGCCCCAGAGGCCGAGGGUGAGGAGAUGUGUGGAGCGAGUUGGCUGCCGAGAGCUGUGUGUUGUUCCAUCCAGUCUUCCGGACGCUUCCGUUGUAAGACUGGGGCACAGACCUGAUUGCUGAUAGAGGCAGGGUGCUAGGAAGGUCAUGCUGAGGCGGGAAGAGAGCAAGGAAAAGUCGUUCUGAUUGUCGUUUGUUGCUUGUGUCUUAUUGAAGUGAACGGAUGCCUAACCAGGCACACACAGUCAGUGCCUGAAGCUGGGGGGUGGGCAGGGGGGGUGGCUGCUUUUUUUUUUUUUAAAGCCGUGAUAACCCAGAGGAGAACCAGUGAAUUAUCCCAAGAUCGGCUCUUAUAGAGCGGCCAUAGUAUUCUGUCAAAUAUUUGCUUCCAUUUUCAACGAUAAAAUCAUUGAUUACACAA